AUGUCUCGACCGGAGGAAGGAACGCCGGCAUCACAAGAUGGGCGAGAUGGGUCGUCGUUAGGUCUUCCGUCGAGUAGUCCAGGCCGUCUAAGCUCACAUGGAAGAAGGUUUGCAUCGAGAUCGCCAUCUGUGGUGUGGGAUGAUGCAUCGCCGCUGCAGUUUCCCACGUCGUCACCGGCGGCGUCGCUGGGAUCGCAACAUACACCAACCCCGCGAAGACCACACGCUUCUUUGUCGUCAUUCAGCGGGUCAGGCGACUAUCGUGAGCCGCUCUUUUUUCCACCAUCCACGAGCUCAACGCCACGACACAGUCGACGUGGCGAUAUUCACUCAUCCUCCCACAGUUUCGUGAGUUCACCAUCCGUGCUGGCACGGAGGAUGCAUUCGCGACCACCUGCAUCCAGCAGUAGUGGGCCAGCGUCGGGGGCAGGCGCAGGGCACUCAUCUGAAGCAGCGAGUGAAGACCUGGUGUUUUCUCACGCGACAUCGGACGACCAGCAUGGGGCAGGCCAUCCGCCGAAUCACAUGCUCAAGGUGAUCUGGGGAACAAGCGUGUCGGUGGGAGAGACCAUGCAGCUUUUUCAGACGUUUCUUCGUGGAUUCCGACUGAAGUAUCGCUGGGCGUAUGCGCGUACGCAUGGCCUGCCGCAUGCGCGACUGCCGAACGCCGACGGGGAGCUGCUGCUAUAUGAAGAUUAUAUGCGGCAGAUGCGGCAGACGCAUCAAACGAAUUUGAACCUGCGUAUCCGUGAUUUGGCGGCGUUUCCACCAUCGAAAAAGCUGGCGCUUCAGCUCGUACGAUACCCGCAGGAGGUCGUGCCGAUCAUGGACACGGUGCUGAAGGACCAAAUGCUGAUUCUGGCGGAAGAGGAUCUGCGGUCCAGCGUUUCGAGCUACGAGGUCGAGAUGCUGCGUGAGCAGAUGGACCUGAUUGAGAGCCUGCUGUACAAGGUCCGGCCGUACGGCGGCACAUCGACGAACAUGCGUGAUCUGAAUCCGUCUGACAUUGACAAGCUUACGACGGUGGAAAUUGACCGUGGGCGCAUCAUGGAACCACAGCGAUGCCCGCGAGACAUGUGCAAUCAGCUGGGCUCACUGUCGCUGAUCCACAACCGCUGUGAGUUUGCUGAUCGCCAGGUUGUUCGACUGCAAGAGACGCCUGACGUCGUGCCGGAUGGGCAAACGCCGCACUCGCUGAGUCUGUGUGUGUACGAUGAGCUGGUCGAUGUGUGCAAGCCGGGUGACCGUGUUGAAGUGACGGGCAUCUUCCGCAGUGUGCCUGUGCGUGUGAGCCCUAGACAGCGGACGCUCAAGAGCCUGUUCAAGACGUAUGUCGACGUUGUGCACGUGCGACUGAACAGCACGCGACGAGUGGAUCUGGAUCUAACGACGCGCGAUGCGAUGCAGGCCCAGUCGAUUGGCAUCGGCGGCGAUGAAGAGGGCGAGCUGUUUGAUGCCCACGGCCUCCGUUCGGGCGAUGCACCGUCGGCGCCGCCGCCAGCGAGCGGGCGUAUGGCGCUCAUGCCGAGUGAGGAGAUGCAGGAUCAGAUCCAGCGCCUUGCAGAGCGGCCUGAUGUGUACGAGAUGCUGGCUCACAGCCUAGCACCUAGUAUCUAUGAGAUGGAAGACAUGAAAAAGGGUGUGCUGCUGCAGCUGUUUGGCGGGACGAACAAGUCUAUCACGACAGGUGGCGGUCUCGGGGGGCCCCGGUACCGAGGCGACAUCAAUGUGCUGAUCGUGGGAGAUCCCGGCACGUCCAAGAGCCAGAUGCUCCAGUACGUGCACAAGAUCGCGCCGCGAGGCAUGUAUGUAUCGGGCAAAGGAUCGUCCGCUGUCGGAUUGACCGCGUAUGUCACGCGGGAUCCCGAGACAAGGCAGCUGGUCCUGGAGAGUGGUGCGCUGGUCCUGUCGGAUGGCGGUGUGUGUUGCAUCGACGAGUUUGACAAGAUGUCCGACGCCACACGGAGUGUGCUGCAUGAGGUCAUGGAGCAGCAGACAGUGUCGGUGGCGAAAGCCGGGAUCAUUACGACACUCAAUGCACGCACUUCGGUACUGGCCGCUGCGAACCCAAUUGGGUCGAAGUACGAUAUCCACAUGCCCAUCACGAAAAACAUCGACUGCGCCGACGCUGCUGAGCCGCUUUGA
Malassezia globosa CBS 7966 is the source of this 2145-nucleotide messenger RNA. RefSeq lists its product as uncharacterized. Gene Ontology annotation, cellular component: MCM complex; nucleus. The record is from RefSeq and is a predicted model, not a curated record. Gene Ontology annotation, biological process: DNA strand elongation involved in DNA replication; DNA replication; double-strand break repair via break-induced replication. Gene Ontology annotation, molecular function: ATP binding; single-stranded DNA helicase activity; single-stranded DNA binding. The coding region runs from base 1 to 2145 and encodes 714 amino acids. The transcript has 4 exons. NCBI's taxonomy places the organism in Eukaryota, Fungi, Basidiomycota, Malasseziomycetes, Malasseziales, Malasseziaceae.